Parasteatoda tepidariorum (common house spider) is the source of this 944-nucleotide messenger RNA. RefSeq names its product prefoldin 6 (gene Pfdn6). Gene Ontology annotation, biological process: chaperone-mediated protein complex assembly; protein folding. Gene Ontology annotation, cellular component: cytoplasm; prefoldin complex. Gene Ontology annotation, molecular function: protein-folding chaperone binding. Lineage: Eukaryota; Metazoa; Arthropoda; Arachnida; Araneae; Theridiidae. The record is from RefSeq and is a predicted model, not a curated record.
UAUAUACUUCGCCAUGCUAGCUCCCUUAGCAGAGACUCGUUGCUUUCCACAAUUGAAAUUGUUUGGGUGUAUGAAAUAAUUUCAUCUGUAUCUUAAAUAUUAUUUUUGAAAACCAGUUUUAUCUUAACUUAAAAUAUAACUCUAUAAAAAAUGGGCUCCCCUGAAGAAUUUCAAAAGCGAUUGACUCAAGAAUUGGAUAAGAUGAAAGUUAUUCAGAAAGACAUGCAGAAAGUUAUGUCGGCUAAACAGACCUUAGAUGGUCAGUUAUCUGAAAAUAAAGUGGUCAAAGAGGAGUUAGAGUUCUUAACACCUGAAAAUAAAGUGUACAAAAUGACAGGUCCUGCUCUAGUUGUUCAAGAUAUUGAAGAAGCAAAGCAAAACGUAGAGAAGAGAAUUAUGUUCAUAUCAUCUGAAGUUAAACGUAAUGAUGAACUAUUCAAGGAUCUAAGUUCUAAGCAAGAUAAACAACAAAAAAUUUUACAGAAUCUACAAAAAGAGUUCACUGAAAAGCAUAAAGUUCCUCAGUAAGAAACGUCUGAGACUCUCAGUUUCCAUGCUUCAUUAGCUUGCUGUGUUAAAUUUUGAACAAAAAAGCUUACAUCAUACCUAUUAUUUCUUAACUUACAGCUAAUAAUGUGUAAUGUGGGAAGAUGAUUUAAAUUCAAUAAUAAAUAAGUAUAAUUUGGUAAUAAUUAACUUCUGAACAAUGUUAAAAAAAAGAAUAUGUCUCAUUCAAAUGUGUAUUGAAGCAUUGUUUUACGCUUUCAUGGCAAUUGUUUCUGCAAUUGGCGUAACUUUUAAUCCUAAUAUUGCUAACUCACAUAUAAUAGCUUAAAUUAUUUCCUUGAAUAAUUUCACGAUAUUGAAUAAUGAUUUCAUGAUAUGACUUAAACACUUAAUAUUUGUCUGGAAAAAUGAAUGAAAGAUUGGUUUUUGUCUUGUUA